AUGGCGGGAGAAAAACCAGAGCCUAGCUUGUUGGGGGCGCUGGUCGCAGACAGGUCGGGCCAUAGGUGGUUUGGGAUGAGGGCGAAAGCUGUCAUCAAAGGAGAUGGAGAUGACACCUUAGGAGACCCAGUCUUUAACCAAAGCUUCUUAGCACCUCUUAUUACUGAGUAUGAGAAACAUCUCAAAGAACUAAAUGAGCAGCGGACAUAUUAUCAGAAACACAUGGGCGAGAUGAAACUACAACUUGAAAAUGUCAUCAAGGAAAAUGAAAGGUUGCACAGUGAAUUAAAAGAGGCUGUUGAAAAGCAAUUAGAGGCCCUACCCCUCAGUACAGAGGUAGGAACUGAUUUAUGGACAGAUGAUGAAAUAAUCAGGAACCUUCAAGAACAGUUGAUGCUAGCCAAUCAAGAGAAAACUCAGGCCAUGGAACUCUGGCAGACUGUUUCUCAGGAGUUAGACAGGCUACGAGAGCUUUAUCAGGAACAUACAACUCAGGCCCAGAUCCAUGUGUUGGAAAGUCAAACACAAAAGGAUCAGCUGAUCCGCUUUCAGCAACUAAACAAGCAACUUUAUGUUUCUAACGAGAACAAGGAGAUGGUUAACCAACAGUUCCUGCAAACAGUAACUGAAGAUAAUGUGAUAAUUGAACAACUCCGAAAAGAACUUAGGCAGGCCAAGUUGAAUCUGAGAAUUGCAGCAGCAAAAGUGGAAGAGUUAACUAACAUGGCUGAAGAGCUCCAGGGACAGAUGCAGAGGAAGGAGGAGGACAUGGUGUCUGCCCAAGGAAGAGAGGAAGCAUCAGAUAGGCGCUUACAGGAGUUACAAUCUAGUAUAAAACAAUUAGAAAUCAGACUGCGUGUGACAAUCCAAGAAGCCAGCCAAUUAAGAGAAGAAAAAAUAAACCUGGAGAAACAGACUAGAGAGCUGCAAGCAAAGAGCAGUGAGUUAGAAACUGAGAAAUACGAGGCUAUCCUAAGAGCCAGGAAGAGCAUGCAGCUCCUGGAGGAAGCUAACCUCCAAAAAAACCAGGCUCUGCUGGAAGAGAAGCAAAAAGAAAAAGACAUCGAGAAAAUGAAAGAAACAUUUUAUCAGCUUACACAAGAGAAUAACGUAAGAACCAAGAAAAAGGUUGCAAGCGUAACAAAACAGUAUGCUGUACAGAUUUCUCAGUUAGCGGAAGAACUUUCAGCCCUUCAGAUGGAGUGUGCUGAAAAACAAGGCCAAAUUGAAAGAGCCAUUAGGGAAAAAAAAGCGGUGGAAGAAGAACUGGAAAAGAUGUACCGUGACAGCAGAGGAAAUGAAAGUGAUUAUAGAAAACUUGAAGAAAUGCACCAAAGAUGCCUGAUUGCAGAGCGUGCAAAAGAUGAUCUUCAGCUAAGCCUUAAGAGAGCGGAAAACAGAGUAAAACAACUUGAAAUAAAUUCCUCAGAAGAGAUAUCCCGUUGCCAAGAAAUGAUUGAGAAACUUCAAAAUGUUUUGGAGUCUGAGAGACAGAACUGUGGAUUUGUCAGUGAACAAAGGCUGCAACUUCAGCAAGAAAAUGAACAGUUACGGAAAGAGACUGAGGAUUUAAGAAAGGUUGCUCUGGAGGCACAAAAAAAAGCCAAAUUAAAGAUCAGCACAAUGGAGCAAGAAUUUUCGAUAAAGGAGCGCGGCUUUGCGGUCCAGCUGAGAGAGAUGGAAGACAGUAGCUGGAACUCCACCGUGGAGCUGAGGCGGCUGUUGGCAGCCCAGCAGAAGGCGGCUAGCAGGUGGAAAGAAGAGACGAAGACGCUGGCGGCGAGCACCGAGGCCCGAGUCGGCAGCCUGAGGCGUGAGCUGAGUCGACAGAAACUUCACACCCAAGAGCUGCUUUCUCAGCUGGAAACGGCCAACGAGAAGGCCGCUGAGAAUGAAAAGUUAAUUCUAGAGUAUCAAGAAAAAGCCAACAGACUUCAAAGGCGGCUGAGGCAGGCGGAAGAGAGAGCGGCUUCAGCCUCCCAGCAGACUCAGCAAAGAUUGGGGGAGUGUGAAGUCUGGCAGCUCCACGUUCUCCUCUCCCUGCGGAACCGUGGAUGGGAUUUUACAGACCUUGGAAUGUUUAAAUGUGACAAAUCUCUGAAAAUGGACAGUCUCCUGAUGAUGUGA
This is a messenger RNA of Carlito syrichta (Philippine tarsier), 2127 nucleotides long. It is a transcript of the gene SCLT1, whose product is annotated as sodium channel and clathrin linker 1. The record is from RefSeq and is a predicted model, not a curated record. NCBI's taxonomy places the organism in Eukaryota, Metazoa, Chordata, Mammalia, Primates, Tarsiidae. The coding region runs from base 1 to 2127 and encodes 708 amino acids. Gene Ontology annotation, biological process: cilium assembly; clustering of voltage-gated sodium channels. The transcript has 21 exons. Gene Ontology annotation, cellular component: centriole.